Molecule: messenger RNA, 1253 nt
Organism: Dermacentor silvarum
Lineage: Eukaryota; Metazoa; Arthropoda; Arachnida; Ixodida; Ixodidae
Product: adenosine deaminase-like
Exons: 8
Coding region: 177-1244 (355 amino acids)
Biological process (GO): inosine biosynthetic process; hypoxanthine salvage; negative regulation of adenosine receptor signaling pathway
Cellular component (GO): cytosol; external side of plasma membrane
Molecular function (GO): adenosine deaminase activity
Source: RefSeq, a predicted model, not a curated record
UCGUCUUGGUCUCCUUUGUCUUUCGCGUUGUGUGCAUCUGCCUCCCAACGCCGCGCUUGGCAGUGAGUCGCCCUGCAGCGGAGCACGCCACUGAAACCUGCUGAAAACGCGCGCCAAACCGCCGCCGGCGUUGUGUGGUCCUCUUGUAGUGGCCCCAAGUGCGUGUACCUUGUGCGAUGAGCUUCCUGAAGCACUUCGAUCCCUCGAAGAUUCCUCGGACGAGGGUGGAGCUGCAUCUUCAUUUAGACGGCUCCGUACGACUGGAGACAAUAUGGGAACUUGCGCACAAGAAGAAGAUUGACCUUGGAUGCUCUUCAAUAGCUGCCCUGCGAUGGCGGCUGCAGAAAGUGGAGUCAUCGUCACUGAAAGACUUCCUCGACCGCUUUUCCACAUUUUUGCCUACUAUAGUGGGCGACUUGGUAGCAAUCGAGCGCAUUGCGUACGAGCUGUGCGAGGAUCAGGCCAGAGAAGGCGUCGCCUACUUUGAGGCACGCUACUCGCCGCACCUGCUGGCCUCGAAGGACAACUGUGUGACGCCGGCGCUGGUCAUCCAAGCGGUCAGCCGUGGCCUCGAAAGGGGAGAGCACGACUUCGGCGUCAAGGCUCGAUCCAUACUAGUCUCCGUCUGGGGAAACGACGAAUGGACCAUUGAUUGUUUGAGACUGUGUGAGGAGCACGAAGGCAUUGGCGUUGUUGGAAUUGAUAUUGCAAAGGACGAAGUGCAGACACCUGGCUACACGGCUGUAGAGGCCCAAGUCUUCCAGAGAGCGAAGCAGGUGGGCAUACCAAGGACAGCACAUGCAGGUGAAAGCGGCGCCUACUCAACCGUGCGAGAUGCCAUCGUCAAGCUGCACUGUGACCGUGUAGGACACGGAUACCGUGUUUUCCAAGACCCGACCGGCCAGAUAUACCAGUUGGCUCGCAAGAAGAACAUUCAUUUCGAAGUGUGCCCUUACUCCAGUGUUCUUUCGGGAGGCUGCCCACUGAGCACCCAGAGCCACUCCAUAGUCCGCUUUGCCGAGGAUAAUGUAAACUUCUCCAUCAACAAGGAUGACAGCACUAUCACGGGAAGUACACUGGAUCUUGAGUAUGCAUUCCUUAAACAACUCGGCCUGACUGAAGCCCACCUUAUUAGAGCGAAUAUAAAUGCUGCCCGAUCGUGUUUCCUGCCGCACUUGGAAAAGGAAGAUUUGCUUGAGCAUCUCUUCAAGGAAUACGGAAUCUCAUCUAAAAAAGUUGCGUAAAUAAAACAG